Molecule: messenger RNA, 2847 nt
Organism: Anopheles merus
Lineage: Eukaryota; Metazoa; Arthropoda; Insecta; Diptera; Culicidae
Exons: 5
Coding region: 653-2242 (529 amino acids)
Biological process (GO): animal organ morphogenesis
Molecular function (GO): receptor ligand activity; BMP binding
Source: RefSeq, a predicted model, not a curated record
CGAUCUCUCCCUGCGCAAACUUCUGCUCCUUCGGCAAAACAUCACAACCGCGGGCGGAAGGUGCUCCCACAGAUAGUGGUGUGAAGGUUUUUGCCGCGAGUAUCCGAGAGUAUCUCCCACCGCGCCGCGGCACGGCUUAGCUCAUUCGACUAGUUAACGCCGGACGGUACGGAGCGGGCUUUUGCAAAUCAGACCCGCAACCCCGUAAGCAGCCUAGACGACAUACGCGCGCUCCGGUGGUUGUGAUAGGAUCUGUUUUUGCUGCUGUGACACGAGGGUGACCAGCCGCAAAUACUAAGUGCUGCGCUGCGGUGUCGAGCAUUGGUAGUACCGAGACCGGGAGAGACAGAAAGCGAAAGAGAGAGAGAGAGAGAGAGCGAGCGAGCGUGUGUGCGCUUAGUAGCAGCCCGAUAGUGUCUGAGUGCGAUCCUGCCUUCUGCUAACGUGUGAGUCUGCCAGAUCGAGGCUCUACCAGUGGACAGCGCGUUUGGGCACACAACAGGUUUGUGGGCGUAGUUUUUUGACGUUUGGAUAUUGAAGUGCCAAAAGGAUCAAACAGGCCCCAAGUGGACAAGUUUCUUCCUUUUUUUGGGACGGAAAAUAGACACCGUUUGUGUGUGUGUGUGUGUGUGCAGUCACAAGGCAGACAGAGAUGGUAACCGUGCCGCACGUUUGGCUAGCGCUGGCCACGGUGAUCCUGGCCACGAUGCACGGCAUACCGGCAACGGCCAACCGGGAGCACAAGGUGCACAACAUUGUGCUGUACCCGAACAAGCAGUCCUGGUGUACGACGCGCAACAUCAGCCAGGUGAUAACCGAGCCGGGCUGCAAGCAGGUGACGAUCGACAACAACGUGUGCGUCGGCGCGUGCUUCAGCUACUCGAUACCGCACACGGAACCGUCCGAUCCGGGCGAAAUCAUCGGCCCGUACUGCGACUCCUGCCAGCCGUCCGACGUGUCGUACGUGUUUGUGAAGGUGGACUGCACGGAGAGCAGCAACGCGAAGAGCCCGUACCUGUACAAGCAGGUGCAGCUCAUACACAACUGCACCUGCACUGCGUGCGAGGAGCAGUCGACGCACGGCACGGCAGCACUCGUCACGAGCGACCAGCAACCGGGCGGGGGCUCGCAGGAGCAUCCGGCAGCCGCGCACGGCCAGCAGCUCGGGCACGACCGCCGGCACCAGCCGAAGCACGCGGCCGGGACCGCGGUCGAGGCCGGCUCGGAGGAGAGCCCCUCCGACAGUGACAUGAUCCAGGACGACAUACCGGAGAUACUGGAGGUGGUGCACUACAGCGAGAACGACACCGAGCCGAUCCGGCACACGCCCGUGCACGAUCUGCAGUCGCCGCACAGCGGCACCACCUACCUGGAGCAGCAGCAGCUCAACCACUACGAGCACAACAGCCACACCGACAACGUGAAGAAGCUGCUGCACCAGAAGAUCGUGACGCUGCUGCGCUCGGUGGAGGAGACGAACUCGCACACCGACCGGGCCCAGCUGGUGGAGAUGAUACGGCUGAUCAAGGGCACGAGCGACCGCAACUGGGACGAGCUGGUGGAGAGCCUGCAGUCGGAGAACGCGAUCCUCGACUUUAACCGGCUCCGGUCGGAGCUGGUCGAGGAGGAGCCGCUCGCGGGCGAUGCGGGCGGCGCCAAGCCGGUCGAGCAGGAGCCGGCCGGUGCCGGGCCGCCCGAGUACGCCGACCACCGGCGCCUGAUGCACCGUCAGUACGACGCGCUGCGGCACCGGGCGCACGGCGAGCCGGUGCAGCCGGCCGGCGAGACGCCGAAGCAGCACCAGCCGGCGGGCCACCACACGGUCGGCGAGCGGAUCGACGCCCACCAUCAUCUGGGGCGCGGCCCGCACGGCGCACUGGUGAUACAGGCCGACCGGGCCGACCAGGAGGUGCACCGGAGCAUCCAGAACGGGCACGAGAUCACGGAGAAGAUUCACAUCCCGGCGCACGAGCUGAAGCCGAACCAUGCCGGCACGGUGGUGACGUACGACGGGCACGGUCCGGUGCCGACCGCCGCCGGAGCCGCGCUCGGUGACGGCGAACCGCGCCGGGACCAUCACUUCCAGACGCCGCACAUGCACGCGCGGGCGCACCACGGUCACGGCCACGGUCACCAUCAGCAUGCCGAGCACGGCGAGCAUACCGGCCAGCAUCAUCCGCACGGGCACGGGCAGCACAAGCCCCACCAGGCGGUACCGGCCACCGACACCACCGAGCAGUGAAUUUCCGCCCAACGCGUAGUAACACACCACAAUCGUUAGACGUUAGAGAGCGGACCCUGGGGAUGGGAUGGUUGUGAGCGGUUUCGUGUGAGGAACAAUAAAUGAGAGGGUGUGUGUGUGAGAGAGCGAGAAAGAAGAAGAGAAAGAGGAAGAAGAGAGAGAGCAAUAGAGUAGAUAAUCUACUUCUUGGCAGGGCCAUAACCGUCACGCAGCAAGGGUUUGUGAGCAUUGCGGCAAAUCUAUUUACCGAAUAACUUACAUUUUAAAUUUCUAGUCGCUAGUGGGGUUUUUUUUAAAUAUUUUUGUUGUUGUUGUGUGUGUGUGUGUGUGUGUGUGGGCGCGCGUGGACGUGACUAGUAAUUAUUCAGACGAGCGGAAUUUAAAAUUCGGCAACACCAUAGUCUAACAACAACAGAAAAAGAAAGGCACAAACGAUACUAAUUUUUAGGUACGAAUGUAGGCGUUUUGUUUUUUCUUCUUCAUGAAACUGGCUGGCCAUAUUGUAGUGGGUGUAGUUCGUUUGGCGCAGGCGCAGGCACGAUCGUAUUGGUUAUAAGGAAGAACAAAAUUUGAAAAUUAUGUAAACAAAAAACCCGUACACACCA